Talaromyces rugulosus is the source of this 1578-nucleotide messenger RNA. RefSeq lists its product as uncharacterized. NCBI's taxonomy places the organism in Eukaryota, Fungi, Ascomycota, Eurotiomycetes, Eurotiales, Trichocomaceae. The record is from RefSeq and is a predicted model, not a curated record. Gene Ontology annotation, biological process: carbohydrate metabolic process. The transcript has 5 exons. The coding region runs from base 1 to 1578 and encodes 525 amino acids. Gene Ontology annotation, molecular function: hydrolase activity, hydrolyzing O-glycosyl compounds.
AUGCGCAGCUACCAUGCCUACUUCUUGCCCACCUUGGCCUCCCUGGCCUCGGCUUGGGCCCCUCCCUCAUACGCAGGAUACACGCUGCAGUGGAGCGAUAGUUUUUCUGGAUCAGCGGGGUCCUCGCCUAACUCUAACACUUGGAAUAUCAUCACAGGAAACCCUGGGGUGAAUGGCGAACUGGAGACCUACACUAGUUCGAACGCAAAUGUUCAGCUGAGUGGGGGCAGCACUCUACAGUUAGUGCCCUGGGCAGACGGUUCCGUAUCCGGUGGGUGGACUUCUGGUAGAGUCGAGAGCAAAUACGUCUUUACGCCGAGCGCAGGGAAGAUCACGUUCGCAGAGGCCGAUAUCCGGUUUGGCACCAAUCCUACCUCUAACAAGCAGGGGAUCUGGCCUGCUUUUUGGAUCCUGGGUAAUUCGAUUCGUUCAGGAACCGCAUGGCCUAGGUGCGGGGAGCUUGACAUUCUCGAGACCAUUGAUGGUCAGUUGACGGGCUACGGCACCGCGCAUUGCGAUGUCACCCCAGGCGGAAUAUGCAAUGAGUCCAAUGGCCUCGGGGGGAGCAUCACCAUCCCUGAUCAGUCGUGGCAUACAUGGCGUAUUACCUGGGAUCGUACCCCUUCGAGCUGGCAGUCUGAAACCAUUACAUGGUAUAUGGAUGGCCGGCAGUUUCAUCAGAUCAGCGGCUCCCAGAUCGGUGACUCGACUAUCUGGGCCACACUAUGUCAUGAUCCGUUGUACUUUAUUCUCAAUGUUGCUGUCGGUGGCAACUGGUUCAAAAGCUGGCCGGACCUGAUCUAUGGUAAAUUGACGCAACAGCGAUACUGGUGGGGUUUGACAUGGACGGUUGACAGAUUCCGCCCGGGUAUCCCCGGCUACUGCACUGAUGGUUUUAAUCCCAGCAAGGAUUCCAAGAAGGUCUCGCGUCGCCAUGUGAUGAGGGGCAAAAACGUGGGGAAAAGAAUUCACCGACCAUCAAGACGAAUGAAUGGUGCUGAUACCUCGAGCCCUUCACAUCAUCUCAAUCAAGACAGGCAUUGCCCCGAUGAGGAAACAAGACCUUUGAGCACUAUCGGCAGGAAUCUGGGAGAUGCAAUCCUUGCACAGUCUCUUCCUGCGGCGGUGGGGGUUACACCAUGUUCGCUGAAAAUCAUUAAUGAGUUCUUUACUUCAACGACCAAGCGGCUAUACCCUGUCAACCUUGGCUUUUCAUUAGACGAGGUCAAGCUAAUGUGGGUUCGGUUAUUAUUUACUGACAACGCCACUUACCAUUGCAACGUGGGGUUGAUGCAAGCGUGCAAUGAGAUAUUUUCAGGCGAUGGCAAUGGCUCGGUGAAAGCCUUGCAUCAUCUGUCUCGCACUCUCACCCGAGUUCAGACGAGGCUUGCAAGUGAUGACGCUUUGUCUGAUUCUUCUAUAGCGCUGGUGGUGUCCCUAAUUAGCCAGGAGCAAAUCAGUGAUCAACUUGAUGCUGCUGAAAUCCACGCCAAGGGGCUUGAAAAAAUGGUCCAACUCCGCGGAGGACUUGGUUCACUUGAAGGAAAUGUGCCUCUUGUGUUAGGAAUCUGCAAGUAA